AUGGGGACGAAGAAGAGCACGGUGGCGCUGGCUCUCCUCGUCCUCGCGCAGUCGUCGCUGCCCCCGGCGUGCCUCGCCGUGACGUCGCCGUACGUGCGCCCGAGGCCCAGGGCGACGCUCUCAUUGCGCCGGGACGCCGACGCCGGCGGCCAGACGCCGCAGCAGGUGCAUGUGUCGGCUGUGGGCCCUGACAAGAUGAGGGUGACAUGGAUCACCGACGACGACGCACCGGCGACGGUGGACUAUGGCACGGCUUCAGGCCAGUACCCCUUCUCCGCCACCGGAACCACCACCGAUUACUCCUACCUCUUGUACCACUCGGGGAACAUCCACGACGCGGUCGUCGGCCCACUCAAACCCAGCACCACGUACUACUACCGCUGCAGCUCCGACCCGUCGCGGGAGUUCUCCUUCCGAACGCCCCCGUCAGGCCUACCCUUCACCUUCGUCAUCGCUGGCGACCUGGGCCAGACGGAGUGGACCAACUCGACGCUGCAGCACAUCGCCGCCGCCGACUACGACAUGCUGCUCCUCCCCGGCGACCUGUCGUACGCCGACCUGGACCAGCCGCGCUGGGACUCGUACGGCCGCCUCGUGGAGCCCCUGGCGAGCGCGCGGCCCUGGAUGGUGACCGAGGGCAACCACGAGGUGGAGAAGAUCCCCCUCGUCGAGCGCCACCCCUUCAAGGCCUACAACGCGCGGUGGCGCAUGCCGUACGACGCCGGCGCCUCGCCCUCGGGGUCCAACCUCUACUACUCCUUCGACGUGGCCGGCGGCGCCGUGCACGUCGUCAUGCUGGGCUCGUACACCGACUACGAGGCCGGCACGGCGCAGCACAGGUGGCUGCAGGGCGACCUCGCCGGGGUCGACCGCGGCAAGACGUCGUUCGUGGUGGCGCUGGUCCACGCGCCGUGGUACAACAGCAACAAGGCGCACCAGGGGGAGGGCGACGGCAUGCGCGACGCCAUGGAGGCGCUGCUCUUCGGCACCCGCGUGGACGCGGUGUUCGCCGGGCACGUGCACGCGUACGAGAGGUUCGCGCGCGUGUACGGCGACAAGGAGGACGAGUGCGGGCCGGUGUACGUGACCAUCGGAGACGGCGGCAACCGGGAAGGGCUGGCGGAGAAGUACAUCGACCCGCAGCCCAAGACGUCCGUGUUCCGGGAGGCCAGCUUCGGGCAUGGCAGGCUGCAGGUGGUGAACGUGACGCACGCCCUGUGGACGUGGCACCGGAACGAGGACGACGAGCCCGUGGUGGCUGACCAGGCUUGGAUCACCAGUCUCGCAUCCAACCCGGCCUGUAAAAAAUGA
Triticum turgidum subsp. durum (durum wheat) is the source of this 1311-nucleotide messenger RNA. The record is from the annotation of a GenBank genome assembly. NCBI's taxonomy places the organism in Eukaryota, Viridiplantae, Streptophyta, Magnoliopsida, Poales, Poaceae.